This is a messenger RNA of Engraulis encrasicolus (European anchovy), 2263 nucleotides long. RefSeq names its product cilia and flagella associated protein 52 (gene cfap52). The record is from RefSeq and is a predicted model, not a curated record. Gene Ontology annotation, molecular function: protein binding. The coding region runs from base 93 to 1961 and encodes 622 amino acids. The transcript is spliced from 14 exons. NCBI's taxonomy places the organism in Eukaryota, Metazoa, Chordata, Actinopteri, Clupeiformes, Engraulidae.
AAUGAGCGAUAGAAACUCUCCGGGGGGUUUAUUUAGUCUGGUGUAAAGGGGGUUGUUCAAAAUAAAAAAUAAAAAAGUAGCAAGACACAAAGAUGGCAAGCGAUAUCCAAGACGUGUCUCAUCUUGAACUGGAGGCGGUCAUUGGUUUCAAUGGGCAUGUAGGCUCCGGACUCAGGGUGCACCCCGAUAGAGAACACCUGAUAUACCCCCUCGGGUGCACCGUGGUUUUAAAAAGCUUGAAAACCAACAGGCAAAGUUUUCUUCACGGACACACCAACAAUGUGUCCUGCGUCGCCGUGUCCAAAAGUGGGAAUUUCAUCGCGUCCGGUCAAGUGACGUUCAUGGGCUUCAAGGCAGAUGCCAUCAUCUGGGACUUUGCCAAGCGAGAGAUGCACGCCAGACUUCAGCUUCACAAAGCCAAGGUGGAGGCCCUCACCUUCUCCCCAAACGACAAAUACCUAGUGACCCUUGGUGGCCAAGACGAUGGAAGUGUUGUGGUGUGGAAUGUGGAGAGUGGGGAGGCCAUCUGUGGAAGCCCAGCCUCAGCUCACAGCGUGGGACACUGCCUGACCGUACAGUACUCCAACCUCAACGAAAACAUCUUUGUCUCGGGUGGAAAUGGCACCAUCCGUGUUUGGGAGCUGGACCGGCCCAAUAGGAAGAUCCGUCACACGGAAUGCCAAAUUGGCACCCUGAAACGAGUCGUCAAAUGUGUAGAGAUCCCAGAAGACGACAGCUUCUUCUACUGCGGCACCACUAGUGGUGACAUUCUGAAAGUCAACUUCUCCACGCGCCUCCUCAACAGCUGUGGUCCUGUCAAGAACAAAUUCAGUCAGGGUGUGAAUGCGAUGAAGAUCCUGAAGACAGGAGAUCUCCUGGUGGGCUCCGGAAACGGCAUGCUCACCAUGUGCUCCUCAAGCAACUUCAAGAUACUCAAGAGUGUGCAGCUGGAGGGAGGUGUGACGUCCGUCACCCUGCGUGGAGAUGGCCAUCAGUUCUUUGUCGGCACAGAUGCGGCACAGAUCUACCGCUUUGCCUACACCGACUUCAAACCUGAGCUCUUCUCCACCAAUCACAAGUCGGCUGUGAAGGGCGUGGCUUUUCCUUUUGGGUCGUCGGAGCUCUUCGCCACCUGUUCCCAGGAGGACAUCCGGGUGUGGCACUCGGCCACGUCUAAGGAGGUGCUGCGCAUCUCGGUGCCCAACAUGACCUGCAACGCCGUGGGCUUCAUGCAGGACGGCAGGAGCAUUGUCAGUGCCUGGAACGAUGGGAAGAUCCGCAUCUUCACCCCGGAGACGGGUCGGCUGAUGCUGGUGGUGGACAACGCCCACCGCAUGGGCGUCACGGCCAUCGCCUGCACCAGCGACUGCCAGAGGAUCAUCAGUGGAGGAGGAGAAGGACAGAUCCGUGUGUGGGAGAUCCUCAAGGGGACCUACAGGCUGGUGGAGACCAUGAAGGAGCACAAGGCGUCUGUCAACUGCAUCAAGAUCAAGAGCAACGAUAAGGAGUGCGUCAGCGCCAGCUCGGACGGGGCCUGCAUCAUAUGGGACCUUGUGCGCUACGUGAGGAAUCAGAUGGUCUUGGCCAACACACUCUUCAGGAGUGUCUGCUACCACCCCGAGGAGUACCAGAUCAUCACCAGCGGCACCGACAGAAAGAUCGGCUACUGGGAGGUGUAUGAUGGUGCGGCCAUUAGAGAGCUGGAGGGCUCCAUCUCAGGGGCCAUCAACGGCAUGCACAUCACUCAGGAGGGAGACUUCUUUGUCACUGGUGGCGAUGAGAAAAUGGUGAAGGUGUGGCACUACGGUGACGGGGUGGUGACCCACGUGGGCAUCGGCCACAGUGGCAACAUCACCAGCGUGUGCAUCUGCCCCAACAACAGGCACAUCGUCACCACCAGUGCCGACGGGGCUGUGCUGCGGUGGAGGUUCCCCCACAACACCGACCUCACGUCCAGCUAGAGCCUAGGGCCCUGUACCCCUUAAACCCAUCAACCAGCACCACCCUCAGCCCUCUACAUUACAUCCAGACCAUUAACAUUCUUACAUUAUACAGAAAAAAACAUUAGUCAAUAAAUAGAAAUAUAAAUUACACAGUACAUUUUUAGUUUGGUCAUGAAUAACCUGUCGGUUUUUAAUGUAAAAAAUAAAUAUUCUGAAUCCCAUCUCUGAGUCAUUAUCCUCCCACGCAUCCGUAUGAACACCCAGACAGUUAUGAUUCUUAGAUUAUCCAGAUAUUACGCAAUAAAUACAAAUUGAAAUUA